CGCGUCUUAUCCCGAUUUGCAAAUUAGACACGAUCCCAGGUAUACAGGUGUGAAAUGUGAUUUCCUGGUUUGAAAUUCUGGAAAACAACUUGAAUGAAUUCCCUGUUUGUGAUCCUCCUACUCCAAGGUCUUCCAGCGAUAUGCUGGGGCCUGGAGUGUUAUGUAUGUACAGCGCAGGCCAACAACGUGGACAAAUGUGUGAAAACCACCAUACAGUGUAGGGAGUCGCAGGAUGCCUGUCGCACACAGAUCAUGUGGAAACAACCUGAGUUUUGGCAGCCCCGAAGUGAAAGAUACCAUUAUGUGUCCAAGUCAUGUGACAGAAAAGACCGAUGUGAGGCAGAGAGUGCCAGUAAGGGGCUCAAGUGUAUGCGUGAUUGGUACCGGGACUGGCACUGUAUAGAAUGUUGUCAGGGAGACAGAUGUAACUACUACACAACGCUGGGAGCUGGAACAACACAAAUCAGUAUGACAUUGCUGGCGGUGGUUUUAGCAGUGCACUUUUUCUUCCGGCUAAGAUGAAGGAGAGAAAACGAAAAGAAAUGUCCAACAUUUCUCAACUCACAGUUGAUAGAAUAACUUUUCUAAUUCACAACACCAAAUUUAAAAUCUAAAUUAAAAUUUAACGUUGAAAAUAUUAAAAUGUAUGGUAAUCUUUAAAAAAAUCAUGAUAACAGUGUUCCCUGCACAAGGUACUUCCUCUUGGUGACCCAAAUCUGUCACCAGAGGGCACACAAUAUAACAUUGCUUACAACAUCAUAAGCUUACACUGUUUUAACAUGAUAAUAAACAUAUCUUUUGUGACACAAAUUAAAGAAAUAUGAAAUUGUUUCAAGUUAAAUGAUGUUUAAAGAUUUGUAAAUAAUAAAAGUUUACUUUCAUGGUCUAUUUUUAAUUGAAAAAUGGAAUUUAAAAACAGAGCAUUGUCUGCAUAUAUUUUUUGUUCCUUGAUAGUGUUAGUCUUGUGAACUGCCCAAAUGAUGCAACUACUUAAAACAAAGAUUACUAGUACCACCUUGUGGUGAACCCCAUUUACUCGGGAUAUUAAAAGAACCUCUUUGUGAGUCUAACAAAUUUACAUAAAAAAUAAACAGUGCCACCUUGUGGUGAGCCUUAUUUAAACGGUCCUUAAGUGUCUUGUGUAGCAAUCCCUUUUUGUAUAUAUCCAUUUUUGUAUAAAAAUUGUAUUGCACUCAAUUUUCAUCUGAAUAUUCAUCUUGUAUAUAAUUCAUUUUUUAGAAAUUAACAUUCCAAGAAAUAUUUUUUUGUACAAUUUUUAUAAUCCUUAUAAUUAACACUGUAUAAUCAUUGUCUUAACUUGAAUUUUAAUUCACAAGCUAAGUUGGAAUUCAUUAUAAUUUACCUGAUACAACAGCCAUGCAUGACAAACUUGAUCAUUUUGGUGAAGGAUUUUGUUGACAUGUACAAAGUUACUUGUCACAUCUAGUAAGGAUCUCCGUACCACUGCCACAAACUUAAUAAUUAAGUGUCGGAAACUGUUUUUUCAGGCAUGACUAUUGUUUUGAUAAAUCAUUUUGGAAAAGAAAAUCACAUCUUGCAGGACUAUGAGAAAUAAAGAUGGUAUAAACAAAAUAUAAUCAACAACAAUGUUCAGAGUGGGAAAAAAAUCUGAAGGGCCAGACCAGGUUUGUAACACUAGACUUCAGAUUGUUGUACUAUCGCUUUAAUGGAACUUCUUGGUCAACGGAUGUCUCCUGGCCCAACUUUGCUUCUGCAUCCGAACAGAGGGUUAAAGGGAGGCUACUGUUAUACGAAAAACUACAGUGCAGUGGGACAGGGAUCCUUAAUUAAGAUCUAAAACAAAAAGAUAAGUAAUGUUUGUAAAUAAAUUUUGAUGAUAAAUGUACCUGGUAAUUAAUGAAUUUGACUGGCCCAUAAUAUCAUUGUAAAGUUUCCCCGUUAACUCAUUCACCCCUGAAAUUUCAUAAUGAACUAUUCCAACCUCUAAAUUGGAAGGGUUCAAAUGUGUCUUCAGGGGUGAAUGGGUUAAUAGGACAACUUUCCAACACCAUCACGAGUCAUAUAUAUUAACAGUCUACUAUUCACUGACCUUCACUCAGUGACUAUUGCUCUAGCAAACAGGAAUUAUCAUCUCAGUACUACACUAUAGAAUGUGACAAGUUUCCAUAACAAUAUAUUUGGCAGAUCUAUGCAAAAUUUCCUCCUACGAGACACAAAUUAAUUGUGUGACAUCAUCAACAGUAGAUUUGGGCAGAGUGAACCAUGGCUUCUGCAAAUCUAAGGCUGUUACUGUUUUAGGAAAUGAAAAUUGCAGCUACAGAUCAGACUAUUGAGAAACAUAGUGGUGAAGCAUUUACAGAAAAUUACUGUAAACCUAGUUAUCUCUUUUGGCCAGGUUGCAGGAGUUAUCAACUCAUAACCUGACAAAAAAAUAGAAAACUAUUCCUUAAAUAUAUAUUUGUACCUGUCAGUAUCAUUAUCACCAAUACUAAUGGAAUCUCUCUGUCACCUUAUAUGUUUACACAGAAAUUAUCAAUAAAGGUUGACCCAGACACAUUAUUUUGUAUAUUUCCUGUAAAUAUCAUCUCUCAUUAUCAAGAAAUGGAUUUUAAUGAAUAUGCAAUAAAUGAUUUUUAUAAGA
This is a messenger RNA of Mizuhopecten yessoensis (Yesso scallop), 2623 nucleotides long. RefSeq lists its product as uncharacterized. The record is from RefSeq and is a predicted model, not a curated record. NCBI's taxonomy places the organism in Eukaryota, Metazoa, Mollusca, Bivalvia, Pectinida, Pectinidae. The transcript has 4 exons. The coding region runs from base 94 to 522 and encodes 142 amino acids.